AUGGCCGGCCAGUUUGACCGACACCCGUUCCUCCUCGCUCCAAAUGACGUGGCAGCCGCCCUGAAGACAGAUGUCGACAAAGGCUUGAAUUCGGCGCAAGUUGCGCAGCUACAGCAGGAAUACCCUCGCAAUGAGCUCGACAUCGGGGGAGCAAUCCCCUGGUACACGAUUUUCAUCAAACAGCUCUUCAAUGCUAUGAUCUUGGUCCUCUUCUUUGCAACGAUUGUCAGUCUUGCUAUCCAGGAUUGGAUUGAGGGUGGAGUUCUUGCUGUGGUCAUCGUACUCAAUGUCUCAAUCGGCUUUUUACAAGAGUAUAAGGCCGAGAAGAAGAUGGAUGCUCUCAGAGCUCUGUCUUCUCCUUCGGCAAGCGUUAUUCGUGAUGGAAAGGUUCAAGUUAUCUCCAAUCCUGAGGUAGUUCCUGGUGACAUUGUCAUUCUGAAAAUGGGUGACACGGUACCUGCCGACCUGCGAAUGUUCGAAACCAUGAAUCUCUCUUGCGAUGAACAGAGCUUGACAGGCGAGGCCCUCCCUGUGGAGAAGUCGAUAGAAAAUGAUAUCACGGUUCCUGGCACCGAAAAGCUGGCCUCCGAAGAGGGUGAGGUUGGCAUCGGUGAUCGUGUGAACAUUGCGUAUGCCACCACUGUUGUCCGAAAGGGUCGUGGUCGGGGUAUCGUGAUUGCGACAGGAAUGCAAACUGAGGUUGGCAAGAUUGCUGCCUCAACCACUAAAAGGACAAGGAAGCCUGGAAGAUCCAUGAACUGGAAGAAGUACGGCAAGGCGGCUCCCCUCAAAGGAGGAUUCAAGCGGGCUUACGAUUUCUUCGGCAAAUUCUUGGGCCUGACCGAGGGCACACCGCUCCAGAUUCGACUGAGCAAGCUGGCUUAUGUCCUGUUCUUCUGCGCACUGCUUUUGGCAGUCAUUGUGUUUGCAGUCAACCGCUUCCGGAUGACCAACGAGGUUAUUAUUUAUGCCAUCUCCACUGGAAUUGCCAUUAUUCCGGAAAGUCUGGUUGCUGUGUUGACCAUCACAAUGGUCGUUGCGACGACUGUCAUGCGCAAGGCUAACGUUGUCGUCCGAGAUCUAUCUGCCUUAGAAGCGCUUGGAGGUGUGACCAACAUCUGCUCCGAUAAGACCGGAACUCUGACUCAGGGCGCCAUGAUAGUUCGGAAAGCUUGGUUGCCUUUCUCCAACGUCUACACUGUUCAUGACUCUGAGGACCCCAGUGACCCAAGUAUUGGGAGAGUUACUUAUCGCAGCGUGCCUAUCGACGCGCCUGAGGAGCCAAAGCAGGAGCGUGACUUCGAUCAGGAGCGAAGCGCUCCAGCGCUUAAGUUUGACGUGCCACAGGAGAAGCUCGAGCAGAACGACAAAGACGAGUCGAAAGAGAAGGAGGCUGAAGCCAGCCCAGACCUGCACGCCUUCCUAAUUGCGUCCUCUCUCUGCAACCUCGCGACAGUGCGAUAUGACGACCAGGAAUCCAAGUGGCAGACAACAGGGGAGCCGACUGAAAUCGCCCUGCAGGUUUUCUCUCAUCGCUUUGAAAUUCGGAAGAAGGAGCUCGAGGCCAAUGGCUGGAAGCAAAUCGCUGAAUUCCCCUUCGACAGCAGCAUCAAGCGAAUGUCAGUGGUGUACAAUGCACCCGACGGCAAUCCUUACAACGUGCCAUCCAAGGGCAGUAUCAUCUACACCAAGGGUGCCGUCGAGCGUGUUCUCGAUCUUUGCUCGACCAUUGGCACUGGUGACAUCCAGGAGCCCUUGACAGAUGAGAUCAAGGACAAAGUUUUGACUCAGAUGGACAACCUCGCUUCGCAAGGCCUACGUGUUCUAGCGGUUGCUACCAAGGAAUGGGAUGGUCGUUUCGCCUCAGUGUCUAGCCCAGCCGAGACUGAAAAUGAUGAAGCACUCCGAGGCCAGGUCGAGAACGGCUUGACUUUACUCGGUCUUGCCGGUAUUUACGACCCGCCUCGACGAGAGACCACGCCUGCUAUCGGGGAAUGUGCCAGCGCAGGUAUCAAGGUGCACAUGCUUACUGGUGACCAUCCCUCCACCGCCAGGGCCAUCGCCAAAGAAGUCGGCAUCAUCCCGCGCAACCUGUCCAUCCUGCCCGCGGGUACUGCGGACUCGAUUGUUCUCAAGGCUACCGAUUUCGACAAGCUGACCGAUGCGGAGAUCGACGCCCUGGAGGAGCUGCCAUUGGUCAUUGCUCGUUGCGCCCCGGACACCAAGACGCGCAUGAUUGAGGCCCUCCGAAGACGCAAGGCGUUCAUGGCUAUGACUGGUGAUGGUGUCAAUGACGCGCCGUCGCUUGCUAACGCAGACGUCGGUAUCGCGAUGGGAAGCGGCUCUGACGUCGCCAAGUCGGCAGCCAAGAUCGUGCUAACGGAUGACAAGUUCAACUCGAUUGUCGCGGCCAUCCGCGAGGGAAGGCGCAUGUUUGACAACAUCCAAAAGUUUAUCCUGCACCUGCUCACAUCCAACGUCGGCGAGGUCAUCCUCCUGAUCUGCGGCCUAGCGUUCCAGGAUGCCAGCGGGUUGUCCGUGUUCCCCAUUUCGCCGCUCGAGAUCAUCUGGAUCAACAUGAUCACCUCGUCCUUCCCUGCCUUCGGGCUGGGUCGGGAGAAGGCCGCAUCAGACGUUAUGAGGAAGCCCCCCCACGCCAAGGGCAUCUUCACGAGACAGAUCAUGGUUGACAUGGCCGUGUACGGACUCCUUAUGGGUGUCUGCACCCUUGCGACGUUCGUGAUUGUCAUCUACGGGGUCAACGGCGGCAACCUGGGCUCGGACUGCAACAGGACCUACUCCGACGCGUGCGUUCCUGUGUUCAAGGCCCGGGCCGCUGUCUUCGCGGAGCUGACGUGGCUGAUCCUGCUGUCUGCGUGGGAGUUCAAGCACCUGCGGAGGUCCAUGUUCGCGCUGAACCCGGAGCGCCACGGGCCCUUCCAGUUCUUCAAGGACGUCUACGCCAACCGGUUCCUCUUCUGGGCCGUGUCGAUCGGCAUGGUGUCCGUCUUCCUGACCGUCUACAUCCCCGUGGUGAGCACCGACUUCUUCAAGCACGCGGCCAUCACGUGGGAGUGGGGCCUCGUGGUUGGCUUCACGGCCGUCUUCAUCGCGGGCAUGGAGACGUGGAAGGCGAUCAAGCGGGCCUUCCACCUCCUGGACGACCACGCCGUCGUGCAGGGCGCCUUCUCGCAGGGUAGCGUCGAGGGCAGGAGGCUCAGCACCGCGCUCAGCUUCUCCAGCCUCAAGGGCUGGGCGAGCUUCGGGAAGAGGCACAACACGGGCGAGGCCUCUAGCCACAGCCGUACGAGGACCAAGGAGAAGGUCGAUGCCUCUCCCAACGGUCGGUCGGAUUCCGGGGAGAAGAUCUCGACGAAUGUUUGA
Messenger RNA from Diaporthe citri, 3384 nucleotides. RefSeq lists its product as uncharacterized. Gene Ontology annotation, biological process: intracellular calcium ion homeostasis; calcium ion transmembrane transport. Gene Ontology annotation, molecular function: ATP binding; ATP hydrolysis activity; P-type calcium transporter activity. The transcript is spliced from 4 exons. Lineage: Eukaryota; Fungi; Ascomycota; Sordariomycetes; Diaporthales; Diaporthaceae. The record is from RefSeq and is a predicted model, not a curated record. The coding region runs from base 1 to 3384 and encodes 1127 amino acids. Gene Ontology annotation, cellular component: plasma membrane.